Molecule: messenger RNA, 540 nt
Organism: Strongyloides ratti
Lineage: Eukaryota; Metazoa; Nematoda; Chromadorea; Rhabditida; Strongyloididae
Exons: 2
Coding region: 1-540 (179 amino acids)
Source: RefSeq, a predicted model, not a curated record
AUGAAACGUUCAACUAGAUAUUAUUAUGAAAUGAAUGAUAAGGCAUCACGCAAAUUAAAUCAAAAAAUGAAUAACGAAUAUUCUAUUGAUGGCAGGAUUGUUAAAGUUACUAAUAAAUUUAGUGAUUUAACAAAAAAAGUUAUGCAAAAUAUUAAUGCAUCAAAUAAUGUUGAAUUUUUAUCAGCUUUAACUGAAAGAUCUAGUGACAACACUUUUCAAAAUACAUCUGUAUUCGAUAAAGUUAUGGAUUAUCUGUCUCGUAUACCGGAUGACAUUUCCGAUGAAAUAGAGGAUAAAGAAAUAUACGAAAAUGAGGAUGAUAAUAUAAUGGAAAAUGUAUAUGGUAACUUUGACGAGAAUGGUGGGGAAGAAAGUUGUAAAUUAAUAGAGACUAAGAAAUCUCAACCAAUAGACAUUCCCAUUACACCUAUUGAAAAAAAUCCUUAUGUAGGAUCUCCUCAUAUUGAAUAUAAAAUUAAUGCCAUUACGGGACAAAAAUACAUCAGCAAUAUCUUUGUUAACAAGCCAAAAUUAUUCUAG